This is a messenger RNA of Closterium sp. Yama58-4, 552 nucleotides long. Lineage: Eukaryota; Viridiplantae; Streptophyta; Zygnematophyceae; Desmidiales; Closteriaceae. The record is from the annotation of a GenBank genome assembly.
AUGUUGGUUCCACUCGACUCCUACCACGGCCAUCAGCACACCAUGCUGGCAGUUGGGGUGUGGGAUGGCAACAGGGAGCGACCAUGCGAGUCUCUCGCCCACCCCGUCCCUGCUCCCUGCCCCCUGUGUUUGCCUCCCUCCCAUGCUCGUCAUCUCUUCCUAUCAGCCAUGCUGUUCCCAGUCGACUCCUACCACGGCCAUCAGCACACCAUCCUGGCAGUGGGGGUGGACGGCAGCAGGAGGGGACGACAACAACACACCACCAUUCAUCCCAGUUUCCUUGUGUGUGUCUCCCUGUUCCUCCUACCAGCCAUGCUGGUCCCGGUCGACUCCUACCACGGGCAUCAGCACACCAUCCUGGCAGUGGGGGUGGACAACAACAGUGGUGCGACCUGGAGUGCAGCGAUGGACGGCAGCCUCAUCAUGUGGGGGGGUGAUGGCAAGCCCCGUCAGUCCCUCCUGCUCGGCUCGCACUACGUGUGUGGAAUGGACCUUCUAUACUCGCCCCCCUCGCUGCUGCUCGCUGCUGCUCCAAGAGUGAGUGUGUGUUGA